UGAGAAGAAGUAGACAUAUAUUUGAAGACAUUGUGCUAGGUUCAGGAGGCGGGGAGGCCGCAGCAACAAACCAUGGAGCGCUAUGCGGAUGUCCCCGCUCACCUGGAGGCUAACAGGGACCCCGCAGACUUCGCUCUCACCAACAAAACGCUAGUAUGCUGCUAUGUAUGCCGGCUAAUUAAGUCGCGCAAUCAGUUUGCGGACCAGGGCUGCGAUAACUGUAGAAACAUCAUGGGCCCUAGCAUCUCCUUUGAGGACUUCACCACUCCCAACUUCUCGGGGAUGAUUUCUAUCAUGGACCCCAAGUCCAGCUGGGCCUGCAAGUGGCUGCACCUGGGCAAGUACGUGCCGGGCUCGUACGCCAUGGCGGUCAACGACGACCCGCCGGAUGAGCUGCAGGACAUCCUGGAGAACAAGGGCAUCAAGCUGCGGCACGGGUAGCGGCAUCGCCGGUGGCGGAGGCGGUGGCGGUGGUGGCGAUGUGGUGGAGGCGCCGGGGAGGCGGAGGCAGUAGCAGCCGCACCAGCAGUAGCAGAGGCGCAGCAGGUGGCGGGGGCGCAUUGCGCUCUGGCGGAAUGGCAGUAGCAGUACCCACUGGCGUGGUGGCCGCAGCCAAGCAGUGGUGGUGAACGUGUGUGGUAGGGGAGCAGCCCCUGGCGGGGUGGUGGAGGCGUUGUGUAGGCGUUGUGGCAGCAGGGGCGUGUGGCCUGGCGGAGGGGGGUAAAGGUGCGACGUGCCAAGCUGCACAGCUUGGGCGGCGGUUGGAGCCGGCAGGGUCAGCUGCAUUGGGGCCGCGGGACGCUCGUCUGUGACAGGAUGAGCAGAGAGAAAGCCACAGGGGAAUGAGCACCCAGGGCAGCCGGCAACGUUAUUUUACACCACCAGCGGGGAAGUCCCAUGGGUCCGUGUUGGGGUUUGGGGGUUGGUGUUGGAAGCGUGUGCACACGUGGCGGCCGGCGUCAGCCGUGACCUAGCGUUUCGUCAGGGGGAAAGAAACGCUUUGCUGUUUCGGAACCUUGUAUCUGCUACAGCCCGUUUCAAGCUUUCGCGAAGCCGGUAUAGCUCUCUGCUUUCGAAUGCCAGUGUUAUACUCUCGGGAAGCAUUUCGCCGGGGAAUCGGCCGCUUGAAUCGAGCGGCGUGUCGGAAAAAAACGGUACGGCGGCACUGCGGGAUCGGCGCUUGCCGCCGGGGUCAAAAGCUUUGCGCGGCAUUGCAACCUUUGUGCGUCUCAAGAUACCGU
This is a messenger RNA of Chlamydomonas reinhardtii, 1241 nucleotides long. RefSeq lists its product as uncharacterized. Bases 73 to 441 code for a protein of 122 amino acids. The transcript has 5 exons. Gene Ontology annotation, biological process: regulation of transcription elongation by RNA polymerase II; mRNA processing; chromatin organization. Gene Ontology annotation, molecular function: zinc ion binding; RNA polymerase II complex binding. NCBI's taxonomy places the organism in Eukaryota, Viridiplantae, Chlorophyta, Chlorophyceae, Chlamydomonadales, Chlamydomonadaceae. Gene Ontology annotation, cellular component: DSIF complex; nucleus. The record is from RefSeq and is a predicted model, not a curated record.